Molecule: messenger RNA, 1196 nt
Organism: Effrenium voratum
Lineage: Eukaryota; Dinophyceae; Suessiales; Symbiodiniaceae
Source: the annotation of a GenBank genome assembly
UAUACUAUGUGCCUACAGGCCUAGGUGAUGGCAUCGGAUGGAUUCGAAGGAUCCAAAGUCCCGGCUGCUCGUGGCCCUCCGAAAAUGGGGACGACCAGAGGAGAUUUCGAACGAGAUGUGGGAGAUACUUCCCAAGUACCAGGCGACAUUGCGCCUGCCUUGCUACUCAGAUGGUGAGGAGGAUGUGGAAGAGUUGGAGUUUGAGGGAGAAGUUUGUGAUGACCAAGAGGCUGCAAAGAAUUCUGCCGCGGAGCAGGCUCUGGACUACUUGAGCAGCGAGGCUGUGAAGCGCAAAAUCGUGGAGAUCCAGGCUGCACGCAAGAAGCCGAAGACCGAGAAGAUUGACAAGCCCCAGGUGCGACAACCGGUAGUCGAGGAGGAGGUGGAGGAGGUGGAGGAGGUGGAGGGCGAGGAGGAGGAGGAGCUGGCGGAGGAUCCGGAAACCGAGCAAAGCUCAGAAUGGAUGGGCCUCCUGGCGCAGAUUCCGCGAUUCUUACAAGAUGAUGAUGAGCGAGCUCGGCGUGCUGGGCUUCUGUGGCGAUAUGGGCCUCCAUAUCCGGGCCAAGUUCCUUUCGAUGCUGCUGAGGACGACAGCUCUGACGAAGCGAUCGGCCGAGCAGCAACACCGCUCCGAGGAAGAGGCCGCAGCCUAAGACCCGCCGGAGGAAGCGCGGCGAACCCGACAGCCCGUGAUCUGUCGGAACCAGCGGCAGAGGAAGCUGGCAAAGCGUGCGGCCGAGAAGGGGCGCCUUUUGGAGCAGCAGGAAGUGGGCUUCCAACACGCGAUUGGGGAGCACGCCUGGGAGAUCGUUCCGGCGAGCCUGAGGCAGAAGCUGUGGAGUCUUGAGCCACACGAUCCACUUGGUGGCCAAAGUCGCACACCGCAGCCGAAGAUCGCCGGCGCGUUCCACAUCGAUAUUCCAUGGCCACUGGUGUCGCGCUCACGGUGUAUGUAUCUGAAGUCAACGUUGAUGAGUCAAACAAAACGGCUUGUGCAUCAGUGCCUGUGAUGGACAUCAGAAAUGGGAAUGGGCAAAGGAGGAGCUGUUCCAGCUCACCACCAAAUUGGAGAGGGUGCCAAACAAGGCAACCGAUCGCAUCACCCGCCCCGGCACGUGAUGACCGCAUGAACCAGUGGCUUCGCAGCGUCGAUGGCAAUGGUGUCAUGCGGAAGCACUCGGAUGCUCUUGUCAGAG